UCUUUGCACCACCUCUAAUGCAGUCGUGUAACCCAUCACUUACACAUCUGGAAAGAAGGUCAUUUUAUCCAACGAUCAAAGCAUCAGUUGCAUCAUUAUCUUUACGAAUUCCAGCGAGAUUUUGUCAACAUGGCUUCAGAGUUGGGUAUUUUCUUCCUCGUGUUUUUAAUUGGCAUUGUCAACACAGGGGCACAGCAGUACAAUGGUAAAUUGAUCGGGGAGUUUCCAGCUGGUGGAUCUCAUAUAGUAGGAGGAAACGUGUAUGCUGUUGAUGAUGACACAAUCAGAAUUACCAAUUUCGAUUACGAUGGAAAGGGGCCAGAUGCACAUAUAUGGAUAGGAAAGAACGGCAAUGCACCUUCGAGUAACGGCGAAUCAAUUUACCGCUUCACUUAUAACGUUGCGAUGAAUGAUGAAUAUCUGGGGGACCUAGAUCUACCAAGCGGGGAUUCGGUCACAGAUCUGAAAUGGAUUUCUGUCUGGUGUAAACUAGUCAGUGCUUCGUUUGACGAAAUCACCGUGUCAAGUACUUUUACUCCCCCAGCGGAGACAAACCUCGGUCAACUCUCUGGAACAUAUGGACUUUCUGCUUCGUCUGUCGUCAUUGUUAACGAUCAAAGGAUAAGAUUUGAAGGAUUUAAUUACGAUGGAUCAUGUUCUGGUGCACAGUUUUGGGCAGGAAAUGGUCCAGCGCCAUCUAGCAGUGGACAUAAUGUUCCGGAUGAAAACGGAAAUACAUCUCCACUGAGCUCGUAUUCAGGUAGCGAUAUCGAACUGGUCCUCCCCGACGAUGGAUCGGUAUUUGACAUCGAUUAUAUUGGUGUGUGGUGUCAAGACGCUGAUGUCGGCCACGUCGUCAUCCCACAACAAAGUUCACUCAACAUUCCUCCACGCCCGUUGUAAUACGGUUGUGUAUUCACUGGCAAUAUAAUUAUGCUUUUCGCUUUGUCAUCUUUCGUUUAAAGGUCAAGUCCACCUCGAGAAAAUUUAUACAAGCAUAAAUGCUGAAAGUUAAAUUUUCAUCAAAAUCGGAUGUAAAAUAAGAAAGUUAUGACAUUUAAAGUUUCGCUGAUUUUUCACAAAAUUAGUCAGAAUCAAUGAUGUCCCUCACUCACUAUUUCUUUUGUAAUUUGUACAAUAUUUCAUUUUUACAGAUUUGACAAUAAGGAUCAACUUGACUGAACCAUAAAUGUUAAACAAUGGUGAAUCAUAAUCAGAGAGAAAUGAAACUUUUUCUCAGAACAAUGAGGAGAAAGUUAGAAUAUUUCAUAUUAUAUAUAUUAAAAUACAAAAUAGUGAGUGAUGUCAUCAGUUUCCUCAUUUGUAUACCGACCAGGAUGUGCAUAAAAUAACUGUUUUGUGAAAUUAAGCGAAACUUACAAAUGUCAUAACUUUCUUAUUAUACAUCCGAUUUUGAUGAAAUUUCUAGUGUUAUGCUUGUUGGAUUUUUCUCUUAUUAUUCAAAUCAACGUUCAAUCAAACAAACAGUUAUAUGCACAUCCUGGUCGGUAUGCAAAUGAAGACUGAUGACGUCAUCCACUCACUAUUUCCUUCGUAUUUUAUUAUAUGAAAUAUGAAUAUUCUAAUUUUCUCCUCAUUGUCAAGUGAAACAACGAUUAAUUCCUUCCUGAACAUGUGGAAUUAGCACUGUUUAAUACUAUAUAGUUCAGUCAAGUUGGUCCUUAUUUUCAAAAAUUAAAAAAAUGAAAUAUUGUAUAGUUAGAAAAAAAGAAAUAGUGAGUGAAGGACAUCAUCGACUGUCUUAUUUGCAUGUCACUGAAUUGGGCAUAUCAUUGUUUUGUGAAAAAUAGGUGAUACUUUAAAAUGUCAUAACUUUCUUAUUUUACAUCCGAUUUUGAUGAAAUUUUCAGCGUAAUGCUUGUUUGAUUUUUCUAUAUUUAUUAAAAUCAACAUUUUUCUGGGGUGGAAUUGACCUUUAAUAGUUUAAAUGGCAGAAUUGUAUAGUAAAGUAUAAGAAGGCUAUGUUUGGAGAAAGAUUACAUCACAAUUUGAUAAUUGUUUACAUUAUGAAACCUUGCAGUGAGUUUCUAGAAUUAAAAUAUCCCUAUUUAUCUGCCAAAUGUUCAUGUUUAUAAUCGUACUCUCUCUGCUUUAGCGUAAUGGUCGGUAUCUUUUAACAUGAUUAUAAUGAUAACAAUACCAAAUCGUACAUUGUGUUAAUACGUUGCAUUUUCAUCAUGGAAAUAUCAAAUCAUUGAGAUCUCUUCAAUAUUAGAAUUGUCGUUUUGACAACACUAAUUAUUCAUUAAAGAGUGUUGAUUUUUUAUUGUCUAUCUAUAUGGGAUUCAUAAAACCAAUAGAACCAUAUUAUUUCAUAUGGCCAUUCAUAACAGUAAUCAUACUAUAUAUAAAUCAUUAUAGAGAGGUGGAGGGAUGGAAAAGAGAGAGAUAGACACAGAGAGACAGAGAGGG
This is a messenger RNA of Lytechinus pictus (painted urchin), 2433 nucleotides long. Its product is annotated as protein Skeletor, isoforms B/C-like. The record is from RefSeq and is a predicted model, not a curated record. NCBI's taxonomy places the organism in Eukaryota, Metazoa, Echinodermata, Echinoidea, Temnopleuroida, Toxopneustidae. Bases 130 to 903 code for a protein of 257 amino acids. The transcript is spliced from 7 exons.